AUGGCGAAAGUGGAAAGUCAUCGAAAACCGACCCCCCCCCAUACUCCCCAGGCCCUAUGCACUCCAUCGACUACAUCCACCUCGUGGCGCGAAACAGAAGUAUAUGCACGAGCGGCCCAAGGGGAUAAGAAGCGAACUUCCAAGACCCAUCCUCCCCCUACUUGCUCAGAGAUAGAGGACUGGGUUAAGUUUAUCCUCCCAUGUACUGGAGCAGGCCCUGAUGUGCAUUCCAUUGCGGAUUGUAUUGUCAGAGUAGUCGACAAGAUACAGGAGUCCGAAAGCUCCAACCAUCAGCUCCGAAUGAAAGUUAAAACGUUUGAGGAAAUCGGCAACUCCAACGAUAAGCUAAAGGAGAAAAUAAGGCAAAUAGAGCAUGAGAAGAAGGAAGAUUUCUGUCUGUCGACUAAGGUGAUAAUGCUACAGCAUAACCACACGAAAUCGGAGAAGAAGAUGGACAAGGAGUUCAACACACUGCGCGAACGACUGUCCACAUUGGAAAAAGAAAAAGAAGCCGAUCGCGUCAAACGGCAGCUACUGGUCGGUCACAACAACGCAGUGGACAAGCAGAUCGACACACUACAAAAGCAAGUGUCGACACUGGUCAAGGCAAAGAAAGUUGUCAUCGACAAGCUUGAGGCAAUGGAGGUGAAGAUCGGGCCAAUGAACGGUGAAAUGGAGGCAAUAGAGAGGAAGCUCGAGGCUAGGUACCAUACAGCCUGCUACGUACAUAGAGGCCACGCUACCAUCCAAGCAUACCUUAGAGGGUCAGAGUCUAAGUAUAGAUACAUUGGCUAA
Molecule: messenger RNA, 795 nt
Organism: Emericellopsis atlantica
Lineage: Eukaryota; Fungi; Ascomycota; Sordariomycetes; Hypocreales; Bionectriaceae
Exons: 1
Coding region: 1-795 (264 amino acids)
Source: RefSeq, a predicted model, not a curated record